Linum trigynum is the source of this 3612-nucleotide messenger RNA. The record is from the annotation of a GenBank genome assembly. NCBI's taxonomy places the organism in Eukaryota, Viridiplantae, Streptophyta, Magnoliopsida, Malpighiales, Linaceae.
AUUAUUAUUAAAUAACAUUAUAUGUACAAUUAACACGGAUGAACUAAAUGAUACGAUACCUGAACUUGAGCCAGUCUCGUGAGUUGAUUGAUGAGGCGAAGUCAACUAUAGCUUAUUAUCUCAUUAACAAGCCAAACUCGAGUCAAGCUCGAGGCUCGAGCCAAACAUAAGUUAAGGUUUUAGUAAACAAGCAAACUUCGAACAUGACUCAUUUAUUGAUGAGAUGAACUCAAAUUAAAUCAAAACUUGGCUCUACUCUACUUAUUAGCAGCCAUGCAUACUCUUAACCAAUGAGUUCGAAAUCUCGUGGACUAUGAAGUUGAGGUAAGAAAUGGAACGGGAAAAUUUUUAUAAAACUAUGUUUUUUAAAUUUUCAUAUAUACUUUUAUAAUUUGAAAAUUUAUACAAAAAAUAUUGCUACCUACAUGUCGGGGGGAUAAUGAAGGGCCAACCCAAAACGAUUAAACGAAUAUGAUAUGUUGUUCACAAAUAAAAAAAAUAGUGCAUCUUAGGACAAUGAUAUUGCAACCAUUGAAACAUAGAAUGUGAUCAUAUUCAUUAACAUGAAACGAGUUGCAUGGUCAGAUCAUUUCUUCAAUCAAUGUGAUAGGCAUGAUUUGUGGCUAAAGUUUGCACAGCAAGGGUUGGUAGAUGAAAUUUCAUGGCAAUGAUAGGGGAAAACCCUAGUUCCAUUAUGAAAGAAACUAAAGUGACAAACUAAUUUCUCGGAAACCAUAUUGAAAAGAGAACAUUAUUCUGUUUUUUUAUUUUAUUGUAGUAUUUACACUAUUCAUAAAUAUAUACAUGAACAUAGCUAUCGAUCCUAUAACUUAAUACAAUACAUAAAAUAAGCAAAUAUCACAGUUAGAAACUUCAUUCUAAUCUUCACUUCGACAAUACGGCUCAUCUCUAAGUGCUUAUAUCACCAUUAACAUCUCUACCUUUAUCUCCAUAGUUUUUUAUACCAAACACCUUACCAUUUUGUUAUCCUUGUUAAAUCGUGUAACUUGUGCUAAUACGGUCAUAUAACAAUUAUAUUCUGUCAUUAAUUUCACUAUUAUAGCGGUAAGUUUAAAUAUAGAGAACAACGAUGAUAAAACUAAUCUAGUUCAGCAUGGUCAAUUCGCUAAGAACAGCUUUCUAGCUGCUUUUGUUUCUCAGAAACUGCUUAUUGUUACGAGUAACAAAAUAAACUGUUUCCCCCACCAUGUCUAUAUGCAGGGAGGGAUUCAAACAACUCUCCCCCUGCAAUGCAGAAACACGGGAAUUUAUGAAUUCUAUUGGAAAAGGAAUACAUCAAGCCAACUAGCUAUCUAUUCCUUCGCCAAAAAUCUUCCAUCGGAAACCAAAGCUUUGCAGGGGGAAAAAGCAACUCACAAAACCUUUGGCUGUCUCUCUUCAACCCGUGAAAUCCUCCAUCUACCCCAAACUCCCUCCUGCGUGUAGCAGAAAAAAGAAGAGCCACAAGGUCGAUUUCUGAAUCACGAGAAGAACCCCUCCAUUUCGCCAUUACACUUUGGCUUUGACAACACCAUUUGGGCCUCAAACUUUGGUUCACACACCACAGCUUCCAAUGCCCUCCAAACAAAGCUGCUCGUGAUCAUGCUCUUUUCAAGCGCGUCUAUAAACAAUAAACCCACACCCUAAAGUCUCUGCCUUUGGGAAACAACAAUGGAGAAAAAACAAACAAUGAAGCCAGCUUCUCCGAAGCCAGGGGACAGCCAUUUCGUGGACAUCCAUGAAGUACUCCACGAAGGAGAUGAAGAAGGAGGUGGAGAAGAAGAGAGAACAACAAUGGAACGCAACCAAAAACCAAACCGGCCUCCAUCGGUCAGGCAAUUCAGAAUCCGCGGGUUUGGAGGUCAAAGAAGUGGUGUUAGCUUCAGCAGGCAGGUUUCCUUGGAGACGGGGUUUUCAGCUCUCAUGGGCAAGGAAGCUGCUUCAUCGUCGAAAGCCAAUAAAGAUGAAGGGAUUAAAGUCCUACCCAGGAGCGGGCGGAGCUUUGGUGGGUUCGAUUCGGCUAAACGGCUCAAUGUUGGUGGUAUUGAUGCAGGGGAAAAGAAAGGGGACUUCAGCAUGUUCAGGACGAAAUCGAGCCUCAGCAAGCAGAAUUCGUUGCUGCCGAUUAAGAAAGGUGACAAUCGGUCGGACCAGAUGGAGCAUUGGUCGGGGCAGAGGAAUAAUAAUGAUCAGAAUUCGAAUCAUGUUAAUGGAGGUGGUGAUCACGACUCUGUUCAUAAUGGUGUUCCUGCUGGGAGGUACUUUGCUGCUCUUACCGGACCCGAGCUCGACCAAGUCAAGGACUAUGAAGACAUUCUGCUGCCAAAGGACGAGCUAUGGCCAUUCCUCCUGCGCUUCCCAAUCGGUUGCUUCGGUAUCUGCCUCGGCCUGAGCAGCCAAGCAGUCCUCUGGCGAGCGCUAGCCACUUCCCCUGCCACCAAAUUCCUCCAUGUCACGCCAUUCAUCAAUCUCAUCCUCUGGCUCUUAGCCAUAGCAGUCCUGUUCUCAGUCUCCGUCACCUACAUCCUCAAAUGCAUCUUCUACUUCGAAGCCGUUCGUCGUGAGUACUUCCACCCGGUCAGGGUGAACUUCUUCUUCGCACCCUGGGUAGUCUGCAUGUUCCUAGCCAUCGGAGCACCACCGAUGCUCUCGCCGGAGAAGCUCCACCCGGCCAUAUGGUGCGUCUUCAUGGGGCCUUACUUCUUCCUGGAGCUGAAGAUCUACGGACAGUGGCUGUCCGGCGGGAAGAGGCGGCUGUGCAAGGUGGCGAACCCGUCUUCUCAUCUGUCAGUGGUGGGGAACUUCGUGGGGGCGAUUCUGGCGGCCAAAGUAGGGUGGCUGGAAGCGGCUAAGUUCUUGUGGGCGGUUGGGUUCGCGCAUUACCUCGUGGUGUUUGUGACUCUGUAUCAGAGGCUGCCGACGAGUGAGGCGUUGCCUAAAGAGCUUCAUCCUGUUUACUCGAUGUUCAUCGCGGCGCCAUCGGCGGCCAGCAUUGCUUGGGAGACUAUAUAUGGGGAGUUUGAUGGGUUGUCAAGGACUUGCUACUUCAUUGCUCUGUUUCUCUAUGUGUCUCUCGUCGUUCGAGUCAAGUUCUUCACCGGGUUUAGGUUCUCAGUAGCGUGGUGGUCUUACACAUUUCCAAUGACGACGGCAUCUGUGGCGACAAUUAAGUAUGCAGAACACGUACCUUGUAUCCCAAGCAAGGUCCUCGUGUUGAUCUUGUCCUUCAUGUCGACGACGAUGGUGCUGAUGCUUUUCGUCUCCACAUUGCUCCAUGGCUUUGUGUGGAGGACUCUGUUUCCGAACGAUCUUGCCAUCGCCAUAACGAAGAAGAGACUCGUGAGGGACAAGAAGCCACUGAAGAGCAGCUUCAGAAGGUGGACGAAACAGGCAUUGAACAAGCAUAACUCUGGCAACAAGGAUUCUGGGGAUGAGAAGGAGUCAUCCACUCACAAAUAAUGUAAGGCUUCAGCAGCAGCUAUAGUAUAGAUAUAGUACCACAUAGCAAAUUAGCAAUUGUAACACUUUUUUGUUCCUUUUGUGGUAAGAAGCAAUGGAGAUAUAAUGAUACAUAUCCUUCCUUUCUAUUGCUGAAGCUGGUGAAGCUACAUU